Messenger RNA from Nicotiana tabacum (common tobacco), 437 nucleotides. The record is from RefSeq and is a predicted model, not a curated record. Lineage: Eukaryota; Viridiplantae; Streptophyta; Magnoliopsida; Solanales; Solanaceae.
UGCAAUAACUAUCACAUAUCAAAGAACAAUUGCGAUGGCUUCAGCAAAAUAUUUCUUGAUUUUCCUUUUGGCUGCAUUAAUCGCAACCCCCAUUGCAGUAGCCCAACUUGUUUCAAUACGUAUAGGUGGGGUUGUAUUUUGCAGCGUUAGCGGCAAUUUAGAUGUCAUCAACGGACUCCCCACCCAAGUUUUCCCUAAUGCAUCAGUGCAAUUGCAGUGUGGAGCAAGAAAUGUGGUAUCAAGUACAACAACAAAUGGAUCUGGAGUGUUUUCCUUGGUGUUGGAUCCUCUUAUAAAUACUUUGCCAUUGCUGCUAUCCAACUGCAGUCUAGUGGUUGCAACUCCAACGAUAAUGUCACGACCCGAAAUCCCAACCUCGUGAUCGUGAUGACGCAUAACAUCCACUUGCUAGGCAAGUCGACAUGAAAUAAGUAAUU